Molecule: messenger RNA, 1714 nt
Organism: Aegilops tauschii subsp. strangulata
Lineage: Eukaryota; Viridiplantae; Streptophyta; Magnoliopsida; Poales; Poaceae
Cellular component (GO): membrane
Source: RefSeq, a predicted model, not a curated record
GGGAGAAGCGGAGAUGUCGCCGGGUCCACCACAUCGCCACCACCGUGGAGCACCCUGGAAUCAGACACCCGAUACGUGGCUCCCCACGGCCGGCCUCCCUCUUUGUUCACUCCCCCCCACACCCACAGCCGCCGACUCCUGUCUGUGGCCGCGAGCGAGCGAAGUGAGACUGGUAGACGGGACACCAGUCCACGACUCCCGCCCCCCCGACGCUUCCGGAGAUCCCUCCCUCCGUCCGCGGCGCCGGCGACCUGAGAGGGAGACCGGAGCACGGCGGCAAUCGGGCGGAGCUGGAGAGAUAGGGAGGCGGGAGCUUGGAGAAGGCGGAGCGAACCACUCUUCUUCUCGUCGGAGAGGAGGCGCCCGCUGCGUGCGGGUCUGCACUGCAUUGCAAUCAGCCAUGGUCAUGGACACCACUGACCCGGGCUACUGGCUCAACUGGAGGUUCCUGCUCUGCGCGACCUGGGUCUACUCCUGCAUGGCCCUGGCCUGCUACUUGAUCUGGAAGUACGAGGGACCCAGUUCGCCGGCCGGCAAUGAGGAGGGGGUCGACAGAGAGGAGGCGCGGCCCAAGAUCGGACCCGGAGUUGUGUAUCUUGAAGACUGCUGGAAGCCGUGCCUUGAGGAGAUCCAUCCCGCUUGGCUGCUGGCUUUUCGCCUUGUGUCAUUCUUGUUCAUGGCUUCAGUGCUUGUCUCUGAUGUUAUUGUCGAUGGAUGGACCGUCUUCCUUUACUACACUCAGUGGACCUUCUUGCUUGUCACCUUGUACUUUGGGCUUGGUUCGGUGCUUUCGAUCUAUGGAUGUUAUCGGUACGCUUGCAAGACGGAUAAAUCUGAUGGAGAUCAUGGCUCUUAUAUCAUUGCUCCAACGGGGGAAAGUACAUACGACGAUUCCAUCAAAAGAUCUUGUUUCAAUAAAACACAUGAUGGCCGGGAAAUUGCAGGAUUUUGGGGUUAUCUGUUCCAGAUUAUGUUUCAGACAAAUGCAGGUGCUGUGAUGCUUACGGAUAUGGUGUUUUGGUUCAUUCUCUACCCUUUUCUUGCCCGGAAUCAGUAUCAAAUGAAUUUUUUGCUGAUUGGAACACAUUCACUCAAUGCUCUCUUCAUAAUUGGUGAUACUGCUUUGAAUAGCCUGCGUUUUCCGUGGUUUAGAAUAUCAUAUUUCAUGCUCUGGACAGGCCUUUUCGUCAGUGUUCAGUGGAUUAUCCAUGCUAAUGUGUCGAUUUGGUGGCCUUACCCAUUCCUAGACUUGACAUACCCUCGAGCACCUGUCUGGUACUUGGUGGUGGCAUUGCUUCACUUCCCUUGUUAUGGUCUCUUUGCCCUAGUUCUGAGGAUCAAGAAAUCUCUCCUGGAAAGCUGGUUCCCACAUAGUUACACAUACGUGAAGUAGACAAGAAGAUACACAUAUACUGGCACAAUUUAUUCCCAAUUUUCCUUGUCCUGAAAACCACAUGGAGCUUCUGCUACUACACAAUCAGCCGCAUUCUUCGGAGUUAGGUGCCUGUAAUUCCUUGUACUUGAAAGCACGGGCUCUUUACGAGGUUCUUUACUCAAAAGUGGAUGUGUGAAUUGCCACGACGUAUGUUCACCAAAUUUUUUGGGAUGCGUAGCUUCUUUGAAGUCUGAACCAGGCCUUCUUUCCAGUGGGGAAUUUUGUGCAAUCUGAAUCUGAUAUGUGACACCCCACCAUUUGAUAGCUGCUUUAGUUGCA